Messenger RNA from Xylaria bambusicola, 1452 nucleotides. Its product is annotated as MATE efflux family protein. Gene Ontology annotation, cellular component: membrane. Gene Ontology annotation, biological process: xenobiotic detoxification by transmembrane export across the plasma membrane. Gene Ontology annotation, molecular function: xenobiotic transmembrane transporter activity; antiporter activity. The transcript has 3 exons. The record is from RefSeq and is a predicted model, not a curated record. Lineage: Eukaryota; Fungi; Ascomycota; Sordariomycetes; Xylariales; Xylariaceae. Bases 1 to 1452 code for a protein of 483 amino acids.
AUGGCUUGUGGCAAUUGUGAUGUCCUCCCACCGUCCGAGUCCACACCGCUUCUGGCCGGCGAUUCAUCAUCGCAGGCUCUAGUCUCAUCGCCCAAAGAUGACUGGUGGUCGGAACUAUGGCUUCUAAUGCGGUACUCGUUGCCGCUCAUCGCGACAUAUCUUCUGCAGUAUGGAUGGUGUGUUAUCAUCACAUUCCUUGCCGGCCAUCUAAGUGCCGAUGACCUCGCCGCCGCAAGCGUUGGGAUGACUACGAUGAAUAUCUUUGGAUUUGCCGUCUUUGAGGGCAUGGCAACGGCCCUAGACACCCUGUGCGCCCAGGCUUAUGGGUCUGGGAACCUGACCGGUGUCGGUUUACAUGUUCAGCGUAUGCUGAUUCUAAUGGCGUUCACCGCUGUGGGCAUCGCUGCCGUCUGGACAGCCUCGCCGUGGAUAUUAGCGCUGUUCAUUAAGCAACAACACCUGGCAGUUAUGGCAGGGUCUUUCCUGCGCGUAAGUAUCAUCGGUAUGCCGGGUUACGCGUCAUUUGAGGCGUUGAAGCGCUUUCUACAAGCACAGGGGAACUUCAAAGCUGCCAUGUGUAUUCUUGUCGUGUGUACGCCGGUCAACGCAUUCCUUAGCUGGCUGUUUGCUUUCAAGUUAGGCAUGGGUCUUAAGGGUGCCGCUCUAGGCUCUGCGCUCACAAACAACCUUCGCCCGACGUUGCUGUUGUUAUACAUCAUAAGUCCUGCUGGUCGAUGGUCACACAAGUGCUGGGGAGGUUUUUCUCGUGCUGCGUUAUCAAUCUCCAAAUGGGGACCAAUGGUCAAGCUUUCUGUUGCAGGCUCGGCCGUGAAUUUGGCGGAAUGGGCCGCCUUUGAGAUUGUGGCCUUUAGUACGUCGUACUUGAGCACAAAGCAUCUUGCGGCUCAGACAGUGCUCACGACAAUAUCUGUCGUCUCGUGGCACAUCCCAUUCUCCAUGAGCGUUGCGAUAAGCACACGGAUUGGCCACCUCAUUGGUGCAGGACUAGUGUCUACAGCGCGACGAGCAGCUGCGCUAUACGGGUGCAUUUUUGCUUUGAUCGGUUCUGUUGAUGGCCUUAUCAUCUUUGCCCUGCGGAACCACCUGCCGCGAUUCUUCUCAGAGGAUCCCACCGUUUGCACGAUGGCUACCAAGACAAUGUUAGCGGUCAGUGUGUUCCAAGUGAUAGAUGCCUUCAUCUGUUUCACGAACGGGACCAUUCGUGGCCUCGGGCGUCAGUCUUUCGCUGCGUGGGUAGUUAUUGCUGUCAAUUACUCUGCUGCGGUCCCGGUUGCUAUCUGGUUGGAGCUGGGUCCGUCUGGUCUAGAACUGAAUGGCGUUUGGAUUGGUCUUGGUAGUGGUAUGGUGGUCAUUGCUGCCAUUGAAUGCUGCUAUAUGAAAUUUCUGAGAUGGCAUGAUUGCGUCGAGAGUGCCAAGCUCCGAGAAGGGUGA